AGCUAGCUUUGUUAUACCGUAGUCAUAGAUAUAUAUACACCGUAGUUAGCAUCUGGGGUAAAAACUAUCGUUUUUAACGGAUAUCUGAAAUGUCUCCUACCUACACGGGUCGUUUUGGCAACACGUUUCACCAUUAACUGUCCACGAGCAAAGACAAAAAAGGUCUACAAAUGUCUUUCUGGGUCUGCUGCAACUCCUGCUUCCUUUCUCCAAGCGCUGACCGCAAACUGGCUGUCACAAGCUGUGGCCAUAUCAUCUGUAGUCUCUGUUAUCAGAAAGGCAAGCAGGGUGAAUGUUUAAUAUGCAGUGCCAAAUGCCAAGUGUUGGCUCUCUCUGACAAAAGCAGCUCUGACGUGAAGGACAUGUUCUCUGACAUCAACCUCGUGGCAAGCAAAUACUUGACAGAAUUCAGCAAAGUUAUAGCUUUCCAGACAAGACAUCAAAAGAGGCUGCUGACAUACUACCAGCAAAGGAAUGACAAGCAAGAGGAGAUAUUAGUGAAGAUGAGGCAAGAAAUGCAGCAGAUGAUGAAAAAGCUGAAUGAACAGAGCGCCUACAUUACUAAGCUGGAAAACUCUCUUCAGCAUCAGAGCGCCAAACCUUCAUCUGGGUCCCAUAUCAGCCACAGCUCCCAUGCAACACAUGGACAUAAACCUGUCCAACAGAUCCCAUAUAACCCCCAUGCUUUCCUCUCGAGACACUCCUCAGCCACUAAUAUCAGUGAAAACAUGAGCGUGGAUGAAAGGAGUCUGCUCAGAAAACCUAACCCUGCCUCCAGAGUGACAUCUUUCAGUCCUUCACAAGACGGACGAAUAAGCAUCAUCCCCCGCACGUUGUCCCACCAGAGUUUGUCAGGCAACCACUCAGCACGCUCAGCCACAAUCAGUCGUUAUCAAGCAUCACCUUUGACCCCAGAUUUAUCGUAUGGCCAUAUUUCUGGAUGGAAGUCCCCCAUGUACAAACCUCCAUCCUCCUUCAGACACCCCACAUCCUCCCUGGCUUGCUCUCCUCAUUAAAGCACACACACAUGAACUGCUUCGCAAGUAUGUUUGUGUGUCGGUUUGUUUGUUAGAUUGACCACCCAGAAUGUACGGG
Molecule: messenger RNA, 1095 nt
Organism: Mugil cephalus (flathead mullet)
Lineage: Eukaryota; Metazoa; Chordata; Actinopteri; Mugiliformes; Mugilidae
Product: probable E3 SUMO-protein ligase RNF212
Exons: 13
Coding region: 171-1016 (281 amino acids)
Biological process (GO): protein sumoylation; reciprocal meiotic recombination; homologous chromosome pairing at meiosis
Cellular component (GO): synaptonemal complex
Molecular function (GO): SUMO transferase activity
Source: RefSeq, a predicted model, not a curated record